Messenger RNA from Hemibagrus wyckioides, 5394 nucleotides. RefSeq names its product zinc finger, SWIM-type containing 6 (gene zswim6). The transcript is spliced from 14 exons. The coding region runs from base 62 to 3454 and encodes 1130 amino acids. Gene Ontology annotation, cellular component: Cul2-RING ubiquitin ligase complex. Gene Ontology annotation, molecular function: zinc ion binding. NCBI's taxonomy places the organism in Eukaryota, Metazoa, Chordata, Actinopteri, Siluriformes, Bagridae. The record is from RefSeq and is a predicted model, not a curated record.
UUAUUCCCCGUUUAUAUGGCACAGCGACUUCCGCUCUUGCCGUUAAAGCGGAGUGGAGAUCAUGGCGGAGCGCGUGCAGCAGCCCCCAGCUAAGCGGUUCUGCUGCCGACCCGGUUAUAGCACAGCGUGUCGACAGGGGCUGCGGGCCGGCGGAGCAGUAUGCGGCACUUCGGCUUCGGCUCAAGGGGGAACGGGCAAGACCCCGGAGUCGCUCUUGGACAUUGCAGCGCGCAAAGUGGCCGAAAAAUGGCCCUUUCAGAGGGUGGAGGAGCGCUUCGAGCGGAUCCCAGAGCCCGUUCAGAGGCGGAUCGUGUACUGGUCUUUUCCGAGGAGCGAACGGGAAAUCUGCAUGUAUUCCUCGUUCAACACCGGCGGUGAGGAGACCGCGGCGGCCGGGGAAGGAAGCGAUGAGACCCGGCUGCCUUUCCGUCGAGGCGUCGCGCUGCUCGAGAGCGGCUGCGUAGACAACGUACUCCAAGUCGGUUUUCAUCUCAGUGGCACAGUGACGGAACCCGCCACGCCGUCCGAACCAGAGAUGGUAUGCAGCGUGGCCAUCAGUUUUGACCGCUGCAAGAUCACGUCAGUCACGUGUAGCUGUGGCAACAAGGACAUUUUUUACUGCGCGCACGUGGUAGCACUGUCACUGUACCGCGUGCGGCGGCCCGAGCAGGUCAAACUGCACUUGCCCAUCUCUGAGACGCUCUUCCAGAUGAACCGCGAUCAGCUCCAGAAGUUUGUCCAGUACCUCAUCACCGUGCACCACACAGAAGUGCUGCCCACCGCACAGAAACUCGCAGACGAGAUCCUCUCGCAGAACUCCGAGAUCAACCAAGUACACGGAGCCCCGGACCCCACGGCAGGAGCCAGUGUGGACGAUGAGAACUGCUGGCAUCUUGAUGAGGAGCAGGUUCGGGAACAGGUCAAACUCUUUCUGUCCCAGGGGGGAUACCACGGCUCAGGCAAACAGCUCAACCUCCUCUUCUCAAAGGUGAGAGAGAUGCUGAAAAUGCGUGACUCAAAUGGGGCUCGCAUGUUGACGCUGAUCACAGAGCAGUUUAUGGCAGACCCGAGGCUGGCGCUGUGGAGGCAGCAGGGCACUACCAUGACGGACAAAUACCGCCAACUCUGGGACGAACUCGGUGCGUUGUGGAUGUGUAUCGUGCUGAAUCCUCACUGUAAGUCCGAGCAGAAGGCCUCGUGGCUCCGGCAGCUCAAGAAGUGGAACGGUGUGGACGUUUGCCCCUGGGAGGAUGGUAACCAUGGCAACGAGCUUCCCAAUCUGACCAACGCUCUGCCUCAAGGUGCCCACGCCAACCAAGAAUCGAGCACUCGGCCUCACAGGACAGUUUUCACAAGAGCCAUUGAGGCCUGUGACCUCCACUGGCAGGACAGCCACCUGCAGCACAUCAUCAGCGAUGACCUCUACACCAACUACUGCUACCACGACAGCACUGAGAACUCCCUGUUCGACUCUCGCGGCUGGCCCCUCUGGCACGAACACGUGCCUACAGCCUGUGCCCGGGUAGACGCCCUGAGAUCACACGGCUACCCGCGAGAGGCUCUGCGUCUGGCCAUCGCCAUCGUCAACACCCUGCGCAGACAGCAACAGAAGCAGCUGGAGUUUUUUAGGAAGCACAAAAACGAAACACUCUAUAAAGGGAUGACCUCCAUCACGAAUCUGGAGGGCUGGGUGGGCCACCCCUUGGACCCCAUCGGCACGCUGUUCAGCACGUUGAUGGAGUCGGCCCGCGGCGUCGAGGAGAGCUCAGCAGAAUUCUCAGCAGGCACAACGAGCUCCAGUAAGCAUGGCGAUGUGAAUAUGUUCCCCACGGCACGCCGCUUCCUGGAGGAGGGAGAGUCCUACCUGGCGCUGGCUGUGGAGACUGCUCUCAUGGGCCUCGGGCAGCAGAGGAUCAUGCCCGAAGGCCUGUACGCCCAGGAGAAAGUGUGCCGUAACGAGGAGCACCUCAUUGCCAAGCUGCAGGAGGUGGAGCUGGACGACACACUGGUCAAGAUCUUCCGCAAGCAAGCCGUCCUCCUGCUGGAGAGUGGGCCCUACAGUGGUUUGGGGGAAAUCAUCUGCAGAGAGAGUGUUCCAAUGCACACAUUUGCCAAGUAUCUGUUCACCUCCCUCCUACCUCACGAUGCCGAAUUGGCAUACAAAAUUGCACUGAGAGCAAUGCGGUUACCAGUAAUGGAAGCCGUUGCUCCUUCCGGAGACAUGUCCCGGCCUCACAACAUAGUAUCCGUUGUGCCCAACCGCUAUGCGCGAUGGUUCACCAUCAGCCACAUCGAGUCCCAACAGUGUGAACUGGCCUCUACCAUGCUCACUGCAGCCAAAGGUGACGCCCGAAGGUUGGAAACAGUAUUAGAAUCCAUCCAGAAGAACAUCCACUCCUCCUCGCACAUCUUUAAACUGGCACAGGAUGCCUUUAAAAUAGCCACGCUCAUGGACAGCCUCCCUGACAUCACGCUGCUGAAAGUGUCCCUGGAGCUGGGCCUUCAGGUCAUGCGAAUGACUCUCUCAACUCUGAACUGGCGCAGGCGAGAGAUGGUACGAUGGUUAGUCACUUGUGCCACAGAAGUUGGCGUGUACGCACUGGACAGCAUCAUGCAGAGUUGGUUUGCGCUGUUUACACCGACGGAGGCAACAAGCAUCGUGGCAACGGCGGUGCUGUCGAGCAGCACAGCGGCACGUCUGCGUCUGGACGCCCGGCAGCAGGAGAAGCUGGCGAGCAGUGCGCGGACGUUGGCGCUCCAGUGUGCCGUCAAGGACCCAGCUAGCUGUGCCUUGUCCGCAUUGACUCUGUGCGAGAAGGAACCCGCAGCUUUUGAGACAGCUUACCAGAUUGCUCUGGAUGCGGCUCCAGCGGCCAUGACCCACGCACAGCUCUUCACUAUCGCACGCUACAUGGAGCACCGGGGCUAUCCAGCACGUGCCUACAAGCUGGCAACAUUGGCCAUGACUCAUCUGAGCCUGGCCUAUAACCAGGACACGCAUCCGGCCAUUAAUGACGUGCUGUGGGCGUGCGCAUUGAGCCACUCUCUGGGUAAAAGCGAACUGGCCGCCAUCAUCCCACUAGUUGUGAAGAGUGUGAAGUGUGCUACAGUGCUUUCAGACAUUUUGCGGCGCUGCACACUCGCCACGGUGCCAACUCCGCCUCUGCACGGGCGCAGAAACACCACGCCCAAGUUGAUGUCGCUGGACAAGGCGCCUUUGCGCCAGUUACUGGACGCCACGAUCGGAGCCUACAUCAACACAACGCACUCACGACUCACGCACAUCAGCCCGCGCCACUACGGAGAGUUCAUAGAGUUCCUGGGGAAGGCGCGCGACACUUUCCUCAUGGCGCACGACGGCCAUGUGCAGUUUGCACAGUUCAUCGACAACCUGAAACAGAUCUACAAGGGCAAGAAGAAACUUAUGAUGCUCGUCCGCGAGAGGUUCGGUUGAUACCAGAAGGUCUCCCUUUCCCUUUUUUUUCGACUCGAGUCUCCCUCUUUCUAAACAAAAGCAAAAAGAAGGAAAAAGCGGAACACAAACAAACAGAAAGAACGUUAAAAGCCACACCGGUAUUAUAUGUAUAGACUUUCUUUAGUUUGCAGAAAAAAGGAAAAAUCGUCACAUUGUGAAAGUUUUGUGUGUUUCCCUUUAUUUGUAUGGAAGUACGUGAGAGCAAACGCUAGAGAGAGAGAGAGAGAGAAAAAGACAGAGUGAGGAAAGAAAAGAAACGUUUUGGUUUACACUGAGUAUAUGUUGUUCAGUGGCGAAAGCCCACAUAGCACUCCAGAUAUCUGUCAACAUUCACAGCCUCAAAGAGAAAGAAAUAUGGCUUUAAACCAAACAAAGCACCUCCAUCCUAAGUGAAAAGUACCUCGUAUGGCUCCAGCUUUACCCCCUUCCCUUCCUAAACCAUUUAAACGUUUAUCAGUGUACUAAAGUGUUCAAUACGAAGAAAAACAACUUAAAGAACCAGUUUGGGUUACUGUUUUUUUUUUUGUUUGUUUGUUUGUUUUUUUCAUUUCCUUCUCUUUGUUUGUUUUGGGUUUGUUUUUUUUUUUCUUUCCUCGUACCAGGCUCGUUGUGUGGCUUUGCAGUGCUGUUCCUCCAUAAGCAUGUCACAUACACACACAGAUGCUCACAGAACCUUCUGACAAACCCUGCUGAGCUUGCGCUUGUGGAAACUUCGCGACUGUCGACAUACAUUCUCAGGGAUUUCUCAAGAAAAAAAAGGAAAAAAAAGAGAAAAAUGAACAUGGUUUAAAAAAAAAAAAAAGAAAGAAUGAAAGCAUUUUAUUGUACUGUAUAUAUGAUAGUAUAUGUCUGAAUAUUGAAAAAAAAAAUGUAUACAUUAACUAAUUUAUAAAAGAAUAUUCUAUGUAAUGCAAAAUACUUGAAGCUGCAGUACCUUGGUUUAAAACGAAACAUAUCAGAGGGACUAAAAAAAAAAAAAAAAAAUAUUUAAAAAAAGCGCGCCUUGCUUCAGGGGCUGGAAUUGGGCAGUGAGCUUGGAUGCUGGUACCUAUGCAGAGCCACUUAUCCAACUGCAUGAUCCAACUGGUAUGUCGAAACCAUGAAUGCGUUCGGGGUUUUGUAUGUAUAUACAAACGUUUGUGUAUCGGGUGAACAGCAGAACUGUACAGGGCACAGUGUUUGUUUAUAGAGCGGUGAAGCCAGAGCAACAAGCCUUAGCAUUAAUACAGAAUAGAGAAUGCAAGAACCGCAGGCCCACGUGCCUCAAAAAAAAAAAUUAAAAUCUCGCCUAGAAACGUAGAUCAUGCAGAAACAGACUUAUAGUCAUUUGCAAGCAAACACCACACACUCCACACACACACACACCCCGACAUGUGCAGUUAAAAUUGGCUUGACCACAUUCGUAGUUUCUUUCCACAGAAAAUCAAGUCACAGAGAAGCUCCGUGUUUAUGCACAAUAACACGUACACGCCUAUUCUGCUGACAUCUUGACAAAAAGUUGCUGUGUAGGUCUGACUGUUCUGACAUUUGUAAUGCUUUUUUUUUUAAUUUAUUCUUUUUGUUGUUGUUUUACUUUAUUUUUUUUUUAGUUUAUUUCGUUCUUCUAGAAUUCCUCCAACAAGAACAGCCUUCUUUCUUGCCUUGUCUUAACGCUUUAAAAUAACCAAACUGGAGUUCUAACUACCAAACCUGUUUCAUUAAAAUGAAAGCCAACCGACUUCGGUUCCAACUUUUUAGUGUCUUUAAUUUUAGCUUGAAUGGUUCUGUACCUUGUGCUUUAAAAAGCCGUUUUUUCCUGUGUUUUUUUUUUUUUGUUUUUUGUUUUUGUUUUGUUUUGGUGCAAAACGUUGUCAAGUGUCUCUUGUUCCCUUCCUUAGAGGUAUGUCUGUAGCUCUUUCUUUUUUUCUUUUUUUUUUGUU